UCGCCUCGACGCUCGUCGCCCACGAAGAAGUCGGUCGUCAAGGGGACACAUCGGCGUGAAGGGCCGCCGGCGCACGUCUGCUCGUCGCUGAGGCCGCGGGGACAUGACUCCUCACAUCUCGGCGUGAGUGAACGGACCACACGCUAGCAUGGCCUCCUUCCUCCAGAUUGCCGAUGACGAGAAAGGCCACGAGUUGGACCUUUUCUGUGUCCCCAGGCAUUAUGAGAACGAUCUGGACAGGGUCAUCAUCCCCCACGGCCUGAUCAUGGACAGGACAGAACGUCUGGCCCGUGAUAUUAUCCGUGAUAUGGGGGGACACCACAUUGUUGCUCUAUGUGUUCUCAAAGGAGGCUACAAGUUCUUUGCGGACCUGCUGGACUACAUCAAGGCACUAAACCGGAACAGCGAUGAAUCAGUCCCGUUGACGGUGGAUUUCAUUAGGCUCAAGAGCUACUAUGAUGACAAGUCCACAAACAAUGUCAAAGUCAUUGGAGGGGAUGAACUAUCCAGCCUAAAGGGAAAGAAUGUUUUGAUAGUUGAGGAUAUCGUGGAGACGGGGAGGACAAUGCAGACACUGCUUUCUCUGCUAAACGACUGCAGUCCCAAGAUGGUUAAAGUUGUAAGCCUGCUAGUGAAGAGAACCCCAAGGAGUUCAGGCUACAGGCCAGACUACAUCGGGUUUGAGGUGCCCGACGCCUUCCUGGUGGGCUAUGCUCUGGACUACAAUGAAUACUUCCGAGAUCUCAGCCACAUCUGUAUACUGAAUGAUCAAGCCAAGGAGAAGUACAAAUUAUGAGCUGAGCUCUGAAACGGGAAUGGAUGAUGAAGACUAGUACCACUGUGAUAAAGCUCCCUAGUUCUUUUAUGUUUUGAGUUUUCCUCAUUAUUCUUGUUUUUUUUUACAUGAAGAAUUCACAAAAGAACUCUUGGGUUGCAAAUUAUUUAUUUUCCCUAUGGGGGAUAUGUAAUGUACUACAUGAUAGGUAUGUUGCCCUAUUUUAGAUUUAUUUACGUGUGCGCGCGUGGAGGCUCUGACCUGUAAAUGACGGUUUUAUCUUGAGUAUUGUAAACAUAAUAUUUAUCAACGUUUUGUUCGCCGUCUUUUCAUCCCAGGAGUCUCAGGCUACUGCAUUGUAACUUUAUGUUCCAUGAACUGUCAGUCAUUAAGUAGCCUUGAACCGUCGUAUUGUUUUACCUCCUCAUACUGUGCAAUGGCUGACCUGUGAUGUAAUGAAGAAUAUUCUUGUUUCCUAAUA
This is a messenger RNA of Lampris incognitus (smalleye Pacific opah), 1256 nucleotides long. It is a transcript of the gene hprt1l, whose product is annotated as hypoxanthine phosphoribosyltransferase 1, like. The record is from RefSeq and is a predicted model, not a curated record. NCBI's taxonomy places the organism in Eukaryota, Metazoa, Chordata, Actinopteri, Lampriformes, Lampridae. Gene Ontology annotation, molecular function: magnesium ion binding; hypoxanthine phosphoribosyltransferase activity. The transcript is spliced from 9 exons. The coding region runs from base 149 to 796 and encodes 215 amino acids. Gene Ontology annotation, biological process: GMP salvage; purine ribonucleoside salvage; hypoxanthine metabolic process.